This is a messenger RNA of Phanerochaete carnosa HHB-10118-sp, 1120 nucleotides long. RefSeq lists its product as uncharacterized. Lineage: Eukaryota; Fungi; Basidiomycota; Agaricomycetes; Polyporales; Phanerochaetaceae. The coding region runs from base 23 to 565 and encodes 180 amino acids. The record is from RefSeq and is a predicted model, not a curated record. The transcript has 2 exons.
CGCAUCUCAUGCUAGGCUCGACAUGGCGGGGAGAGACUCGUUGAGUCGUACAGAAAUCUCGUCACUAAUCGGGAACUCGCGUGAAGGGACAGCCUCCAACGUCACCUUUCUAUCGGCCGAUGACGGCGAAAGGGUCCUAUCCAGGAGUACCCCCUUGCGCAAGGCGUGUUCAUCGCUAUCGCGGCUGACGAGCGGGGAUACAGCUCUUGCAAGUACUCUGGUCUUUGAUCUGGCCUCCGACCUGCUGGACUGUUCUGCGGCAACCUUCUGGGUUUCUUUCUUCGGCGCAUGUCAUCUUGGCUCGGGAACUGCGCUAGUGCCCUCUGAGAUCCGUCGUCUGGUUCAGUUCAUGCACGGCAAAGAUUCGCUCAAACGUACAUGCUUCAACUCUUCUGGAAAGUACACGAGUGCUGUCGUCUGCGCGCCAUGCAGUGCCGGGAAGUUUUUCUGCUCUGCGGUUACGUUCACAUACUGCAAGGGACGACUUUCGGUGCUGCUUUCCCUUGCUGUACCCACCCUGCAACCUCGGACGACGCGUCUUGCUCUCUGCGACGGCCACUCCUAGCCGGUCUCCGACCGCGUCGGCUACCUUCAGUGACUAAGAGUGCUCAUUAACAGCGCGAUCUACCCAUUGCUCAAUUCCCUACCCUCUUUUCUCUGAAAGGCAUGUUUCGUGAACUGUACCGGUUGGUCCGCUGAAAAUGAAGCAUAUCGCGAUUUUCUGCAAUUCCGUGAAGUCGGCCCCUGGUUCUCGCCUAUAAUCUUUGCACUAAACCCGCCUCCCGGUCCGCUUGUUGGUGCAAGAUCCUUUGUGCCAGCGAACCCGGACCGUGCGCAACGCGGAUGACGUGCAUUGCAAAGUGCAGUGGCCUGAGCAUCGGAAGUGCUGGCCCGACACAUGUUCGAACUUCGGAGCUAUGCGCGCUAGCCACAUUUCGAGUCAGUGCUAUGUUAAACUUGCGUUGCGACAUACCCUGCUUAAAAACACAGCUGUUUUUGUCGAUCCACUGCUCGGCUCAGGAUCGGGAUGGGCUAGUCUCCGACCAGGCGGAAGCAGGGAGCCCAAUGAGCGCUGGCAUGCGUUGACCGCUGUGCACGCAGGGGAGUCUCCAUACGCGCU